Molecule: messenger RNA, 1559 nt
Organism: Haliotis rubra (blacklip abalone)
Lineage: Eukaryota; Metazoa; Mollusca; Gastropoda; Lepetellida; Haliotidae
Product: ankyrin repeat domain-containing protein 50-like
Exons: 2
Coding region: 60-1376 (438 amino acids)
Cellular component (GO): cytoplasm
Molecular function (GO): protein binding
Source: RefSeq, a predicted model, not a curated record
UAGAUGAUGAUUACAGAAACAACAUCCUUCAUGUGACCUGUAUUGGAGGACAUGUGCACAUGGUGAAGUAUGUCCUCUCACAGAAGGUUGCAAACAUCAACAAUAGGGGUCAGUACGGGAGGACACCCGUUAUGAUGACGGCAGAGAAAGGACACCGAGAAGUGUUUGACGUACUUGUGAGAGAAGGAGCUGAUGUAUCAUUAGUGGAUGAUAACAGAAACAACAUCCUUCAUGUGGUCUGUAUUGGAGGACACGUGGACAUGGUAAAGUAUGUGCUCUCACUGAAGGUUGCAGACAUCAACAGUAGGGAUAAGUACGGGAGGACACCCGUGAUGAUGACGGCAGAGAAAGGACACCGAGAAGUGUUUGACGUACUUGUGAGAGAAGGAGCUGAUGUAUCAUUAGUGAAUGAUGACAGAAACAACAUCCUUCAUGUGGCCUGUAUUGGUGGACAUGUGGACAUAGUAAAGUAUGUCCUCUCACAGAAAGUUGCAAACAUCAACAGUAGGGGUCGGUACCGGAGGACACCCGUGAUGCUGGCAGCAGAAAUGGGACACAGAGAAGUGUUUGACUUACUUGUGAGAGAAGGAGCUGAUGUAUCAUUAGUGGAUGAUAACAGAAACAACAUCCUUCAUGUGGUCUGUAUUGGAGGACAUGUGGACAUGGUAAAGUAUGUCCUCUCACUGAAGGUUGCAGACAUCAACAGUAGGGGUAAGUACGGGAGGACACCCGUGAUUAAGGCAGCAGAAAUGGGACGUAGAGAAGUGUUUGACCUACUUGUGAGAGAAGGAGCUGAUGUAUCAUUAGUGAAUGAUGACAGAAACAACAUCCUUCAUGUGGCCUGUAUUGGAGGACAUGUGGACAUGGUAAAGUAUGUCCUCUCCCAGAGGGUUGCAGGCAUCAACAGUAGGGGUCAGUACGCGAGGACACCCGUGAUGCUGGCAGCAGAAAUAGGACACAGAGAAGUGUUUGACGUACUUGUGAAAGAAGGAGCUGAUGUAUCAUUAGUGGAUGAUAACGGAAACAACAUCCUUCAUGUGGCCUGUAUUGGAGGACAUGUGGACAUGGUGAAGUAUGUCCUCUCCCAGAAGGUUGCAGACAUCAACAGUCAGGGUCAGUACGGGAGGACACCCGUGAUGGUGGCUGCAAAGAGGGGGCACAGAGACGUUUUUGACUUACUUGUGAGUGGAGGAGCUGAUGUAUCAUUAGUUGAUGAUGACAGAAACAACAUCCUUCAUGUGGCCUGUAUUGGAGGACAUGUGGACAUGGUGGAACAUGUUCGCACACUAGAUUUAGUUGAUUUAAACGCGAAAAAUGUGCUUGGCCAAACAUCUGAAGACCUCCUUUCUUCAAGACAUUAUAGCAGUGAGGCCUAAUACAGAAGAAAUAGAGACAUUGCUGGUGUUAAGUAUUGUAGCUUCACUGACAUUUUCAAAAGAACGAAGAAGUGUUUGGCUAGUGGAUGAUAACAGAACCAACAUCCUUCUUGUGGCCUGUAUUGGAAGUCAUAAGGACAUGGCGCAACAUGUUCACACAUGCAAUCUGGUGUCCGUGAAAGA